UGCAAAGCUAUGGAGGCCAGACGCACUAUCCAUGAUCUUGUGAGGGAAAUUGGCGUCAGGCCAGUACGUGAGCGGAAUCCUGUUCUUCCUGCAGCGUCUCAGUCUGCCAUUUUGGUCAGCGAGGAGGAUCGCUCACUAGCUCGCCAUAUGCUAGUCGAACAGAGAAAGAACAACCCAGAAUACAAGGAGCCCGGAAAGCAACUGAAACGCAUUUUCAAGAGUUCAAAGGAGAAGGAGAAGCUUCAAGACCCGAACCUGUGGGUUUUCUCGCAGGAGGAGCUGGAUCAAGCCUUAUCAUCCGUGAUCGAAAACCCGGCAACGAACCCAGGUUUAAUACAGGCUUUCUUAAACCUUGGCGCAAAGGUCAAUUUUGUCGAAAUAUAUGGAAAGAAAAACAAGGCAAACCAGACCAGCAAUGCUGCGCGGAGACGAAGUACGGUGCUUCAACGGGCUGCCACGACGAGGAGGGCCGAUUCGGUCAGCCUAUUGGCAGGUUCAGGAGCCGACCAAACUACCCUGGAUGAAGGCCUGAAAGUUGCUCUUGGUGCCCACGAUUACCCAUGCGUGCAAGAGUUGCUUCGCCAUGGAGCUGAUCCGGGCAAGUUCCCCAACGCUCUUGCAGACGCUGUGAGGUCAGGUGACCAAAACUUUGUCCAACUUUUGUUGCGGGCACCAAAGGCAUUACGGACCGACGUUAUUUCCUCGUGCUUGCCUGCAGCUGUGAAUCAGCAAUCCGAGCCGAUUAUCUCGUUAUUGGUCGGACAUGGCGCGGACCCAAAUUUUGAUAAUGCCAGCGCUUUUCAGAUGGCCAUCUCGCAACGAGAUUUCAAGUUAGCAGUUGCGUUGGUGGCUGGUCCAACUCCUCUCUCCUCAUCGUCACUGCAGACAUUACUAGGCCCGACCUUGACAUUGCCGAAUCCUCAGAUACUUUACAACUUCUUGGAGCUGCUCUUUUGCUGUGGUCUACCUCCUUCUAGCCCCCAUCUGGCUGAACUGCUCAUAGCGGCAACCAAGCGAAACGAUACUGGAAUGGCUCAGUUACUGCUUACAAAUGGAGUCUCGACAGAACUCAACCAAGCAGAAUGCCUACGAAACGCAAUAGAAAACAAGAAUUGGCCCAUCUCCGACAAAAUAUUGCAUUCUUCGAUAUCUCCAGCUCAAGCUUCCGUGGCACUCGCAGUUGUGUCACCCGAAACUGCUCCACCUGAAAGACUCCAUGUGAUCACUGCAUUGGUCUCCCACGGUGCUAAAGGGAAACCACUUCAACGAUGGCUAGUUCGUGCAGUAGAGGACGGGGAUGCUGCAUUGAUGGAUCUGUUGAUGAAGGCCGAUACCAGUAUUGCAUCAGAGAACAGCCAUGCUAUUCAAACUGCUGUGGCACGGAAGGAUUUCAACAGCCUUCGAAUGCUUCUACGCUCCCGGCCAUCACCACAAUCUUUAUCGAAGGCGUUCACUCAAAUCACGUCUGGAUACACUGCAGUGGAGCGGAUCGAGGUGGUGGAGAUUCUUCUUCAUCAUGGCGCCCGGGGCCCCGAAGUAGAUCAAGCAUUAAUCGAUGCGGUUGGUGACACAACCUCCAGGGACAUCUCACUUGUCAAAGAACUCGUCCUCAAUGGCGCAAACGUCAAUUUUGAAGCCGGUAAAGCGAUACACUUGGCUGUAACACAGCGUGACGUGGAUAUUCUACGUUUGCUCUGCAGUACCGCACCCUCCUCGUAUGCGACUUCGACUGCGCUGCCCCUCACCAUGGACUCCAAUGGCCUGAAAAACUCCGCGACUAUUACCAUGAUGAAUAUCCUUCUAGGAAACGGACUUGAUGACGGACCGGUUAACCAGACUCUGAAGAUAGCCAUACAGGGAGGCACUGCAAAUAUUGACAUUAUUGAGCUCUUUAUUGCUAAAGACCCCAGGUUGUCUAAGCCCGCAUUUGAGUAUGCUUCCAGCUUGGACAAUGUGGAUAUGAAGAUACCUAUCAUGCGAACUCUCCUUACCAAAGGUAUUCCACAGGACGCGCUAGACCGAGCAUUGGCCGUCGAAACGAAGUCUGCUUUGGCAAGUCGAAAUAAAGCUCUUGUGGAGCUCCUGAUAGAUCACGGGGCAUCUGUGUUGGAGAACGACGGCGAAGCUUUCCAGACCGCUGUGUCAUCUGCAGAUACUUCACUCGUGAAAUUGCUUCUUGGAGGAAGGGAUCGGCCGUCCGGCUCCAUCGUCACGAAAGCUUUCUUGGCUCUUUUCUACGAUUAUAAAAGUCAUUGUAGCUCGGGAAAGUUGGAAAACUGCAUGGAGAUUGCACAAGAGCUACUGGAUCGAGGUGUAGAUCAGUCCGCGAUUGACUCGGUAUUGCCCACGGUGUUGGAUCCGGCCAAUUUUACCGCGAAUGAUCAGCAACUGAUUGAUCUCCUCCUUCGUAAUCAUGCAAACUUAUGCGCUUUUCGACCAGCUUCUUCACCAUCAGCCAAACUUCACCCAACUAGUGCCUAGAUUGGUUGAUGCUGGCUUGAACCAGUCGACCCUAGUCAAGCUACUCGAACUCUGUUUCCAGUACAACU
Molecule: messenger RNA, 2549 nt
Organism: Periconia digitata
Lineage: Eukaryota; Fungi; Ascomycota; Dothideomycetes; Pleosporales; Periconiaceae
Source: the annotation of a GenBank genome assembly